AGGAACGCCGCGCUCGGGCCGCCGCCCGCCGCCGCCCUCUGCGCCCGCGCCCGGGCACUUGGGCUCAGCUUGGGCUCGCCGGAACCCAUUGUAAGGGCGAGUAAAUCCUGUGGAAAAUGGCCUUCAGUGAUCUUACAUCGAGGACCGUGCGUCUUUACGGUAAUUGGAUCAAAGAUGCUGAUCCAAGAGUUGAAGACUGGCUCCUCAUGUCCUCACCUCUGCCACAAACCGUCAUCCUGGGACUCUAUGUCUAUUUUGUCACAUCCCUGGGACCAAAGCUCAUGGAGAAUCGAAAGCCCUUUGAACUCAAGAAAGCGAUGAUAACGUACAAUUUUUUCAUAGUACUCUUUUCUGUGUAUAUGUGUUAUGAGUUUGUGAUGUCUGGCUGGGGUACAGGUUAUUCCUUUCGAUGUGAAAUUGUUGACUAUUCACGCUCACCUACAGCAUUGAGGAUGGCACACACCUGCUGGCUUUAUUACUUCUCCAAAUUUAUUGAGCUCUUAGAUACUAUCUUUUUUGUUCUGCGUAAGAAAAAUAGUCAAGUGACUUUCCUGCAUGUCUUCCAUCAUACCAUCAUGCCAUGGACCUGGUGGUUUGGAGUCAAAUUUGCUGCAGGUGGUUUGGGAACAUUCCAUGCCUUUCUAAAUACAGCUGUACAUGUAGUCAUGUAUUCCUACUAUGGACUGUGUGCAUUGGGACCAGCCUACCAGAAGUAUUUGUGGUGGAAAAAGUAUUUGACAUCACUACAGCUUGUCCAGUUCGUUAUUGUCACUAUACACAUAGGCCAGUUCUUUUUCAUGGAGGAUUGCAAGUACCAGUUUCCAGUCUUUCUGUACAUCAUUAUGAGUUACGGGUGCAUCUUUCUGCUGCUCUUUCUCCAUUUUUGGUACCGUGCUUACACCAAAGGUCAGAGGCUACCCAAAACAGUGAAAAAUGGAAUCUGCAAAGACAAAGAUCACUGA
Messenger RNA from Mesoplodon densirostris (Blainville's beaked whale), 962 nucleotides. RefSeq names its product ELOVL fatty acid elongase 7 (gene ELOVL7). Gene Ontology annotation, cellular component: endoplasmic reticulum membrane; endoplasmic reticulum. The transcript is spliced from 8 exons. NCBI's taxonomy places the organism in Eukaryota, Metazoa, Chordata, Mammalia, Artiodactyla, Ziphiidae. The record is from RefSeq and is a predicted model, not a curated record. Gene Ontology annotation, biological process: fatty acid elongation, saturated fatty acid; fatty acid elongation, polyunsaturated fatty acid; sphingolipid biosynthetic process. Bases 117 to 962 code for a protein of 281 amino acids. Gene Ontology annotation, molecular function: fatty acid elongase activity.